UCCAUCCAUUCACACUGAAAUUGUCUCUUCUUCCCGCUGCAAUAAAAAAUAUAAUUUUAAUCGUAAUAUAAAUUACACUUUUUUCUGCUUUUAGAACGUAAAACACUGAUUCUCCUCGAGCAGAAAGUACGGAAUUAAAAAAUUAAUAUUAAUAAGUUAGUUACGCGCGAAUUACCGUUAAUGUGAUCAAUUCAGAGAGAAAAAAUGCAUCGAAUGAUAUAUUUGCUGUUCGUUACAACUUUUGCUGUUUCUCAAGGGGCAAUUGUUCGAAAAUGGCAUUGUGAUAACAAAUUUUGUGUUCCCGUUUUGUUGGAAGACGGCGUAACGCAAAAUACAUCGCUGCACGAGUCACAAGAGCUAUGUAGACUUGUUUGUGGCAAAAAUCGCGGCUUGUGGCCCGUUCCGUAUGAAAUUGUCGAAUUGAGUGACAAUUAUAUUACUUUUAGCAUGGAAAAAGUGAGUUUCGAUUUCCAAGGAGUUUCUUCAACUUUACAUCCCUUAUUGACAAAAAUGACGGAAAUCUUCAAGCGACAAAUGAGACUUUCAUAUAAAAAUCUCAGAAAUGCUCGAGAAUCUAAUUCUGUUGAUGGUCGUGGCUUAUCAAUUUUCUUCAACGUGAGCAAUUCAAGCGAUAUUCUAAACUGGAAUACAAACGAAAGUUACAUUCUUGAUGUAAAAAGUGCAGAUACGAAAAAUAUUUUAGCUGAAAUCACGUCUGAAACGAUUUUCGGAGCAAGACACGCUUUAGAGACCUUAUCACAACUCAUCGCUUCCCAAUCAAAUGACGAUGGUUUAGUAAUUUUAUCUAAAGCUCUCAUCCGGGACAAACCUCUUUACAAACAUCGUGGCUUAUUACUCGAUACUUCGCGUAAUUUCCUGCCUUUAAGACACAUUCGACAAACGAUCAUGGCAAUGGGUGCUGCCAAACUGAAUGUUUUCCAUUGGCAUCUUACAGAUGCGCAAAGUUUUCCUUUUGAGGUUUCGAGAAGACCGGAAAUGACGCAAUAUGGCUCUUAUUCACCCGAAAAAGUUUAUCGCUUCGUGGAUGUAAGAAAAAUUAUUGAAUUUGCGAAAUUGCAUGGCGUUCAGGUUUUACUUGAAAUUGACGCUCCUGCCCAUGCUGGGCUUGGAUGGCAAUGGGGAGUCGAAAAAGGACUCGGAGAACUCGCAGUUUGUGUCGCAAAGGAGCCAUGGAGAAACUUUUGCAUUCAACCUCCAUGUGGACAAUUGAAUCCCGUGAAUCCCAAUGUGAGUCUCGUGAUGAGAGAUAUUUAUCAAGAUUUGGUCGAUGUCAAUCCAGGUCAAGUAAAUUUCCAUAUGGGAGGCGAUGAAGUGCAUUUCGGAUGUUGGAACAGUUCGAAAACGAUAAUUGAAAGCAUGAACACACGUGAAAUUAAACGAAAUACAGAAGGAUUUCUGCAGUUAUGGAGUGAUUUUCAGCAACGGAUGCUCGAAACGUACGAUUCGCUCGUUGCGGGAGCUCCAAAAGUCAUUUUAUGGUCCAGUGACUUGACAAAUCCGAAUAAUAUUCAGAAAUAUUUGUCGCCGGAACGGUAUGUCAUCCAAACGUGGGUCGAAUCUGAAAUGAGUUUGAACAAAGAAUUACUUGAAAAAGGAUAUCAGUUGAUAAUUUCGACGAAAAAUGCGUGGUAUUUCGAUCAUGGAUUCUGGGGCACAACUUCCUUCUACAACUGGAAAAAAGUUUAUGCGAACAAAAUUUUAGCUGAUGAAGGAGUUCUUGGAGGCGAAGGCUGUAUGUGGGGCGAAUUCGUGAACCAAAAUUCACUUCAUGCUCGAGUAUGGCCCCGAGCAGCUGCUCUUGCAGAAAGACUUUGGUCUGAUCCAAUAAAGUUCGAUAAAGAUGAAGUUGAGACACGUUUGAAUGCGUUCACGAAGAGAAUUACUGCUUUGGGACUCACGCCAGAUGCGAUAAGGCCUGAAUGGUGUCUCAUGAACGAAGGAAAAUGCCCAAAUUAUCAUCCGUAAAAUAUUUUUUCUCCUGUAAAAUAAUGUGAGGAGUACUGAAAUGUGCAAAAAAUAGCCGGGUUGUUAUCAGUUCCAGAGUCACAGGGUAAAAAUGGGGGCAUUUUAUUAAAGGAAGUUUAAUUUCUAAAAAAUUUGAACAGUUUUUCACUGAACUUAUUUCAUUUAACGUUCAAAAGCUACAAAUACAAAUUUUAAAAAUAUUUUUUUAAAAUUUCGAAUUUUUAAAAUAUUUUUUUAAAAUUUU
Messenger RNA from Culicoides brevitarsis, 2230 nucleotides. Its product is annotated as chitooligosaccharidolytic beta-N-acetylglucosaminidase-like. Gene Ontology annotation, cellular component: lysosome; plasma membrane. Gene Ontology annotation, molecular function: beta-N-acetylglucosaminidase activity. Bases 205 to 1986 code for a protein of 593 amino acids. Lineage: Eukaryota; Metazoa; Arthropoda; Insecta; Diptera; Ceratopogonidae. Gene Ontology annotation, biological process: carbohydrate metabolic process; ganglioside catabolic process; protein deglycosylation. The record is from RefSeq and is a predicted model, not a curated record. The transcript has 6 exons.